Messenger RNA from Pseudocercospora fijiensis CIRAD86, 2400 nucleotides. RefSeq lists its product as uncharacterized. Gene Ontology annotation, cellular component: membrane. Gene Ontology annotation, biological process: nucleoside diphosphate catabolic process. Lineage: Eukaryota; Fungi; Ascomycota; Dothideomycetes; Mycosphaerellales; Mycosphaerellaceae. The coding region runs from base 1 to 2148 and encodes 715 amino acids. The record is from RefSeq and is a predicted model, not a curated record. Gene Ontology annotation, molecular function: nucleoside diphosphate phosphatase activity. The transcript has a single exon.
AUGGCAAAGCACCAAUAUGGCCUGGUCUUCGAUGCUGGCUCGUCGGGCACUCGAGUCUACGUCUACCGGUGGAAGGACGCGAAACAUGCCCGGAAGGAGGGCGACAAGGAGGAUCUGAGGAGGUUGCCCGAGGUCAAGACCAAGAAGAAGUGGAUCAAAAAGGUGCAUCCGGGCAUUUCUACCUUCGGCGAUAAGCCUGAGGCUGUAGGAGAACAUCUGAAAGAGCUAGUCGAGUUUGCGCAAGAUAUUGUGCCCAAGGGCGAGGUGGAAAAUACGCCGGUAUUCCUGCUUGCGACUGCGGGCAUGCGAUUAUUGCCGGAUCACCAAAGGGCUGAUGUGCUGAGAUAUACGUGUGCCUACUUUCGAGAACAUACCCAAUUCCAACUGCCGGAUUGCGACCUACACGUACAGGUUAUUCCGGGCGAGACUGAAGGUCUCUACGGCUGGAUUGCUGCGAAUUACCUUCUUGGAGGCUUCGAUGCGCCGGACGAUCAUGAUCAUGGAAAGAGUCACCACACUUACGGAUUUCUUGAUAUGGGAGGAGCAUCGGCGCAGAUUGCGUUUGCGCCAAAUGCAACGGAAGCUGAGAAGCACGCCAAUGACCUGAAAUUGCUGAGGCUGCGAACAGUGGGAGGCCAGCAGAUGGACUAUCGAGUGUUCGUAACAACAUGGCUCGGCUUUGGAGCCAAUGAAGCACGAAAACGAUAUGUAACACGACUUCUCGAAGCGUCGCCGAAUGCUCAUGAGCUACCGGAUCCGUGUCUGCCUGUCGGCAUCAAGGUCAAGACAACUGGUGAGGAGAUUGCACCCGGGUCCAGUGACUUGCAAGGGAAGGAGCCUUAUCUGGUCGGCACAGGUGACUUCACGCAAUGUCUGAAGGGCACGUAUCCUCUCUUGGAGAAAGAGAAGGAAUGUAAGGAUGCGCCUUGUCUGCUCAAUGGUCAACAUACCCCUGCGAUCGACUUCGAUGUCAACCACUUCGUUGGCGUCUCCGAAUUCUGGCAUACGACACACGAGAUCUUCGCGAAGGCCCACAAAGACAAAGCCUAUGACUUCCAGACGUAUCAGAAGCAGGUCACCGACCUCUGCUCACGAGAUUGGGCAGACAUCGAGAAAGAUGUCGCAAAAGAGAAGUGGGGCCACGAAGUGGAUGCAAAGACGGUCGAGGAAGUGUGCUUCAAGGCGAGCUGGCUGAUUAACAUGCUCCACGAAGGUAUCGGAGUGCCAAGAGUCGGAAUUGAGGCUGGCAAGAGUAGUGGAUACAACAAGACCAAGGCUGUGGUUGAAAGUGCCAAAGAUCGCGGCUUUCUGGAUCCUUUCCAGGCUGUCGACAAGAUUGAUGGCACUGAAGUCAGCUGGACUCUCGGCAAGAUCGUCCUCUAUGCAUCCUCGCAGAUGCCACCUGCAGAAGAUGCACUGGCCGUGGGCUUUGGCAGUAAUACGCAAACCACGCGACUGCCUCCUGACUGGCAAUAUCCUGCAGCCGGCCUUGACUCCUACCCUGCGAACGGAACCAUGCAAGCGGAAGAUCAGGACUGGCACGACAAGAUCCUCACCAGCACCUACUCGCGUCGCAUCCCAGGCAUCCUGAUCUUUCUGCUUAUUAUGGUCCUUGCCGUCUACCUACUCUGUGGCCGUGAGCGACGCCAAUCCUGGUACCAAAGAUAUCUUGGCGGCAAGUCCUCGUCAUUCAAGUCGAAGAAGAAGCGACCGGGUAUGCUUAGUGGCAAGCUCUUUGGCAACAACUCUCCCUCCUACGAGCGAGUGCUCGAGGAAGCCGAUCUAGACGACUUCGAACUAGCUGAAGUUGACUCCGAGCACCUCUCAGAUUCCAGCACUGAUGCAGACGCCGUGCGAAUCGGCCGUACAUCCGGCAUGGUCACUCCAGCAAUGCGAGCCUUGUCACCUGAUUUCACCAGAAACUCUCCCAUCAAGUCAAAGGGCUUUUUCGACCCCUCUGGCAUCGCGACACCUGUCACCACCUCACAUGGCCUCGGCAUUGGUGGUGCAAUCACGCCUUUCGAACGUUCUGGCUUAAUGGCCAGGAGCGAGAGCACUGACCGGCUUGCUCCGGGAAGUAGAAGUAGGAGGACCAGUCCCAGUCGGAAAAGUCCUUUGAUGACACCUUUUAAGGAGAGUGUUGAUUGAGGGGAUGAGGAGGAGUUAAUCACGAAAUUUGGAUUUUCUUGUUUUCGUCAUCAUGAAAGCGAAGGUGCUUGUGGAGUUUUUGAAUUGGAUGCAAUGAAAUGAACGGGGUUUGGACACUGACACUUGGGUUUACUACCACUGCCGGGAAAUGUGGCUAAGGUAUAAUGAUGUGAUGCUUUGGUGCGAAGUUUUCUAUAGACUUCUUUUUGAUCUUGUCCAUACGCUUUUAAGAGAUGCCGUCUUGGCUUUUUG